Molecule: messenger RNA, 984 nt
Organism: Talaromyces stipitatus ATCC 10500
Lineage: Eukaryota; Fungi; Ascomycota; Eurotiomycetes; Eurotiales; Trichocomaceae
Product: sulfur metabolite repression control protein, putative
Exons: 2
Coding region: 1-984 (327 amino acids)
Molecular function (GO): protein binding
Source: RefSeq, a predicted model, not a curated record
AUGUCGGUGUUGGUUGAAAUGGCCGUUCCACUCUUCAUUUUUGCCGCUACCCUGUGCCGGUUUGUGGAAGAUCCAGCGUGGUCGGACCCAACAGGCCAGCUGAAAAAGCUUCUUGAGUAUCGACAAAUGAAGGGUGACUCUGAGAUGGACAAGCUAGAUGCCACUUACUCUCCAAUUCUGAACCAGCUAAUCCAUGGAUGUCCAGAAAAGGCACAGAAAUCACUGGUGGAGAGGUUUCGACGCAUUGUAGGCACAAUUGUUCAUCCAGCUGAGCCUGUUUCACGGUCAUCCCUAGCAUCUUUGCUUAAUAUCGACAGCCAACAGAUUGAAGGACAGCUCUCAUCCCUGCAUUCGGUCCUUAGUGUGCCAUCCUCUGCAGAAUCGCCAAUCAGGAUGCUGCACUUCUCAUUCCGUAAUUUCCUCAUUGCCCCUGAAAAACGUCACACGGAUCCGUUCUGGGUGGAGAGACGGAAACUCACAAGAUGGUCAUGGCCAAAUGCCUUGAAAGAAUGUCCCAACCGGGGAUUCUUCAAGAAAAUAUAUGCAACCUGCCGGGCCAAGGGACACUACGAGCUGAGAUCGAUGGCAGAAUUCCUUGACGACGCAAUGCGGUUUAUUCGAAAGAACAUCUCGGUAAUUGAUCAGGCGUCUCUCCAGCUCUAUGCAUCAGCACUUAUUUUUACCCCAAAAGAAGUACAAUUAGGAAUAAAUAUAUCGAUAAAAUCCCUAGUUGGAUUCAGAGAUUACCAGCUGUGGGAUCCGGCGACUGGCAUCCUGCGGCAGACGCUUGAUGGGCAUUCUGAUUCAGUUUGGGGAGUAGCAUUCUCUCCCGACGGCAAGCUGGUGGCCUCGGGCUCUUAUGAUGAGACAGUCAAGCUGUGGGAUCCAGCGACUGGCACUUUGCGGCAGACUCUCGUAGGCCAUUCUGGUUGGGUUGGAGCAGUGGCGUUCUCUCCCGACGGCAAAUUUCUGGAGACUGAUUAA